This is a messenger RNA of Kickxella alabastrina, 2282 nucleotides long. RefSeq lists its product as uncharacterized. Gene Ontology annotation, molecular function: ribonucleoside-diphosphate reductase activity, thioredoxin disulfide as acceptor. Lineage: Eukaryota; Fungi; Kickxellomycota; Kickxellomycetes; Kickxellales; Kickxellaceae. Bases 147 to 1973 code for a protein of 608 amino acids. The transcript is spliced from 10 exons. The record is from RefSeq and is a predicted model, not a curated record.
UUUUUUUUAAAUUUUGAGGAGACGGGAUGAUGUUUACGCUGAUGUCAAUUUCAUUGCCUUUUUGGGUUUUGCUUUAGUUGAGACUUUUUCCCUGUAUUUUUGUACAAACUUAUAUCCGUAUUAGUACUUUAUAUUAAAUAAUAUAGAUGCAGAAAAUGACACUUGUGGCUGCCACUGCGCGAAAAUCCUAUCAUCCCUUUAUCACCACAAGCAGGCGACAUAUUUCAUACUCAACACAACCACCAGACAUCCUCAAUCCAUUCACACUCAACAGCGCCUUUGUCUCACAAUAUGCCACCGUUCCCCGCCAUUCGGAUUCAACGGGCUCGGCGAAGUCGUCUAUCGGCGCACAUACUCCCGACCAAAACCCAACAAUCCAUCUUCCGUGGGACAAUUUGCGGGCGCAGCGGGACGCGCAGCUGAUGUACGAGCGAAUCUUCCAGAUGAAGUUUCUGCCGCCUGGGCGCGGGCUUUGGGCAAUGGGCAGUGUAGUGACGGAGGAGCGCAGGCUGUACGCGGCGCUCAAUAACUGCGCCUUUGUCAGCACUCGGCAGAUGUGGGAGGAUCCGCGGCCGUCGCGGCCGUUUGCGUUCCUGAUGGAUGCUGCGAUGCUCGGCGUCGGCGUUGGGUUCGAUACCCGGGGCGCACAGUCUGUUUUGGGCCGCCGGCGGCGCGAGUUUGUGAUUCCGGAUUCGCGCGAGGGGUGGGUCGAGUCGGUUGCCCGGCUGAUCGACUCGUACCUGGACCCGGCCGCCGACUGCCAGUGGGACUUCAACUACAAGCUCCCGAUCCGCGGGUUCGGCGGAGUCAGCAGCGGACCGGCGCCACUGCAAGAGCUGCACACCAGCAUCCGCGAUAUCCUCGACUGCACCACCGGCCGUCCGCUGUCGGCCACGGCGAUCGUCGAUUUAAUGAACCUGAUCGGCCGCUGCAUUGCGUUUGGCGACCCUGACGACGCAGAGUUCGUUGCGCUGAAAGAUUACACGGCAAACCCGCGGCGCGCGGCGUUUGGGUGGACAAGCAACAACUCGGUGCUUGCGCAAUUGGAAUUAUGCCAGCGCGUCAGAGAGAACGGCGAGCCUGGGUUUCAGUGGAUGGAGAAUGCGCGGGAGUUUGGGCGCUUGAAUGAUGGGCGCUCCGGGCGUGACGCGCUGGUGGAGGGCGCCAAUCCCUGCGGCGAGCAGAGCCUGGAGAGCUACGAGGUUUGCUGCCUGGUCGAAACCUUUCCACACAGGCACGCGACGCUGGAGGAUUUUCUGGUGACGCUGGAGAGCGCCGUGCUGUACGCUAAGACUGUCACAUUGCUGCCCACGCACUGGCCUGAGACCAACCGCGUGCUUCUGCGUAAUCGCCGCAUUGGCACCAGCGUCUCUGGCAUUGCGCAGUUCAUUUCGGCACGCGGCGUUGGAGAGCUGCACCGGUGGCUGAAUAUUGCGUACGCGCACGUGCGGAAUAUUGACCACAGGCUGUCGCGCGCAAUGGGCGUCAAGCCUUCUGGCUCUGUGUCCCUGUUGGCUGGCGCCACACCUGGGAUGCACUACCCGGAGUCGCGCUUCUGCAUCCGCCGUCGCGCAGGGUAUCGUGUGCAGCCGGAUUCCGUUGAUCUCUCGGCGGCGGUUGUGGAGUUUCCUGUGGAUCACGGCGAGGGCAUGCGUGGGCUCAGUGAAGUGUCAAUGUGGGAGCAAUUGGCCCUGGCAGCGCUGCUGCAGAGGUGCUGGUCGGAUAACCAGGUGUCGUGUACAGUGACUUUUGAUCCGGAGACGGAGGGUCCGCAGAUAGCACGGGCGCUGGAGUAUUAUCAGUAUCAGCUUAAGAGUGUUAGCUUUUUGCCAAGAGUGCCUGGGGGAGCCGCGUUUCCGCAGAUGCCUUAUGAGGCUGUGGAUGAGCGGCUGCGGUUAGGCGAUAUGAUUGGGCCUGCUGGGGGUGAGCCCGAGCCCGAGCGGUAUUGCAGUACGGAUACAUGCUUGUAUUAAGGUGAUUACAUUUUUUUAAAUGCUCACAUGCAUUUUUCUUUAUAUCAUGGAGUAAAAUAUUCCUUUCUAUUUUGAAAUUGUCCACACGCCUUGACUGCCUUUCCUUAUUGUCUUUUCAGCACAGUGGGUCAUUCUGUCGCUUUUUUACAGAUAAAUAAUACAAACGAGGUUUUGUUUUUGUUUUUGUAGUUGAAGUUUUGUUUCUUUAUUUUGUCAUCAUUUAUAUUUACAAAUACAUUGCCAUAAAUCGGGCAGGUCCUUUUUUUACACAAUUAAUUAAAUACCAGUAAUCAUGUACACAUACAUACG